GAGCUCCUGUCGGAAUUCUUGUGCUGUGGUGUCAGUGAGCUUACCACCACGAUAAAGCCAAGAGGGACAUGGGUACAAGCUACGACAACGUGCAGCUGCGGCAGGAAGCGAAUCUGGUCUAGUCAACCCUGGGUCGGAAGCAGACCUUUGGGCAACGUGCUGCUGUGUACGGCCAUACUGUUUUCUGGGAUGAACGUGGCAAAGGCUCUUCGCAUGUUUGAAAUGUUGAGGGUGCCAGCACUGUCCAAGUCGCAGUAUUACAGGACCCAGAAGGAGUACCUCAUUCCCGCUGUCAGUUAUGUUUAUCAGACUAGACAGAAGGAACUCCUUGGACAGCUGCAGCCACGUCCCCUAACCAUUGCCGGAGAUGGGAGAUGUGAUUCUCCUGGACACACUGCCCUCUAUGGAACCUACACCCUGCUCGAGACCACUGCCAACCGCAUAAUACACUUUGAAUUGGUCAAGGCAACCGAGGUAUCGAGCAGUAAUGCCAUGGAGAAGCAUGGGUUACAGAGGUGCCUGGCAUUCCUUGAAUGGAAUGAUAUGGUCGUAGACACCCUUAUUACAGACAGACACACUGGAAUCAAGGCGAUGAUGAGGGACUGCUGCCCCCAGAUAAAACAUCGCUUUGAGGUGUGGCACGUCGUCAAAGGUGCCUAUACCAAGUGCAUACUGUUAUGGUUUUCCUGGGGAUAA
Messenger RNA from Ornithodoros turicata, 696 nucleotides. RefSeq lists its product as uncharacterized. The record is from RefSeq and is a predicted model, not a curated record. The transcript is spliced from 3 exons. The coding region runs from base 190 to 696 and encodes 168 amino acids. Lineage: Eukaryota; Metazoa; Arthropoda; Arachnida; Ixodida; Argasidae.